This is a messenger RNA of Salvelinus namaycush (lake trout), 4465 nucleotides long. RefSeq names its product UHRF1-binding protein 1-like. NCBI's taxonomy places the organism in Eukaryota, Metazoa, Chordata, Actinopteri, Salmoniformes, Salmonidae. Bases 1 to 4035 code for a protein of 1344 amino acids. The transcript has 21 exons. The record is from RefSeq and is a predicted model, not a curated record.
AUGGAGAAAAAUAGGUUCACCAAGAACCUGUCUCCAGACAAGAUAAACCUGAGCACACUGAAGGGCGAGGGUCAGCUGUCCAACCUGGAGCUGGAUGAGGAGGUGCUGCAGAACAUGCUGGACCUGCCCACCUGGUUGGCUGUCACCCGGGUCUACUGCAACAAGGCUGCAAUCAGGAUACAAUGGACAAAGUUGAAGACCAGCCCCAUCUGCCUGUUCCUGGACAAGGUGGAGGUGGAGAUGAGAACGUGUGAGGAGCCCCGUGCACCAAAUGGCCCCUCCCCUAUUGCCAUCACUGCUGGCCAGAGUGAGUAUGGCUUCGCUGAGAAGGUGGUGGAGGGUAUGUCUGUCAUCAUCAACUCCAUCACCAUCAAGGUGCAGUCCCGUGCCUUCCACGCCUCCUUCGAGCUCUGGCAGCUCCAGGGUAACAGUCUCAACCCCAAAUGGCAGAAGACUGACCUCCGCUACACCCGCAUCACAGACCCCAAGAGAGGAGAGGUUUUGACGUUUAAGGAGAUCAACUGGCAGAGUCUGCGUAUAGAGGCUGAUGCCAUAGAGAGUGAAGACCAGGACCUGAGCAGUAUCCCACUACGCCUCAUUACCAACCAGGGACGCAUCCGGAUCGCCCUGAAGCGCAGGGUGAAGGACUGUAAUGUUCUGGCCUCUAAGCUGCUCUUCAUUUUGGACGACCUGCUGUGGGUGCUGACGGACUCUCAGCUCAAAGCUGUCAUCCACUACGCCAAGUCCCUAAGUGAGGCCAUGGAGAAGUCUGCCCAGCAGAGGAAGAAUAUGGCUGCAGAGUCCCAACAGACUGCACCCCCAUCCCCUGGUAUCCACAAUCUAUGGACAGACCCUUCACCCCCUCCCAGCGUUGGUGUACCCAGUACCCUGGACCAGUACUUUGAUCAACACGACGUCAAAGAGUCCUCCUACCACACCUUCAUCUCUCGUCUAGAUCUGCACAUAUGUAACGACAGCUCCUCAGCAGAUCCCGAUGAGCCUCCACCUCCAGGCUCCCAGGGUGCAAUGCAGUUGACCUUCCGGAAGCUGGGUUUUGACUACUACCCCAUCCACCGGCCUGCUGAUGGCUGUCAGCACUGGGAGCGUCACUGUGGAGCAAUGGAGGCCCGAGCCCAGUGGGCUUGCAGACUGCUGCAGGAGUUCCAGAGGAGGGUGGAGGCGUCAGGUAUCCCUGGUCCACACUCUGAGAUCCCCAACCAGGCCAAGGACUCCCCUGCCAAGAGGGCUCACGAUGGACAGCCCAGCCCCCCUGACAGGGAUCAGAGCUCCAGGAGGAACUCAAUAGCACCUCCUCCCCCAGGGAACCCUCUGAAGAGGCUCCGCUCUAGCUGUGUGGUGGUACGAUUGGACGACCUUGAUAUCCAUCAGGUGUCUACAGGGGGACGCCACAGCAAGAAGACCCAGUCCUUACUAUCAUGUAACCGCAAGGCCCUGAACCUAGCAGACAAUAUACCAGCCAUCCACCUGCAAUUCACAGAGUAUUACUUCCCUGACAACCCCGGUUUGCCUGUACCCAACACUAACCUGUAUACCCAGCUGAACGGCCUACAGCUGUGCCUAGACCCAGCCAGUCUGCUGUGGGUCAACCUGUUCUCGCGGGGCCUGCUGCAUACCCUGGAGCAGGUCAAAGCCUUCUACCACCUCCAGGACGGCAGCAAGGCAGAGGAGCACGUGGACAUCCGCAUGGACGCAGCACAGAUCAAGUUGAUCAUUCCCCUGGAGUCAUCCAUCAUGGACCACCAAGACAGGCCCCAGUCCCUGAACAUCACUGUUCCCCAGACGGUCCUCAGCAACACAUGCCACUCCCCACACGGCACCCGGGCCGACCUCAACGCCACCUACAGCAGCUUCUCCACCUGCCACUUCUUCCAGUCCGCCCCCCCCUGCUCCUUCCCCCGAGACCAGAGCGCCUUUAUCCCCCUACCCUCUGCCUUCUUCCAGCACUCCCUGGAGAUGGAGCCCCUGCCCUUUUCUGAGAUGAGGCCCCUCCGAGCCAAGGACGUCUGGUUCCUAAGUCUUUCCCGCCUGUCCGUGAGCUUCGAGGGGGCACGGAAAAGCAACAAGGGCAGAGCUCACCCCUUCGUGGAGCCUUUCAGCACGUCUGUGUGGAUAUGUCGUCCAUGUGCGUUUAAGGGCUGUUCCCUGGUCUCCUCUCCCAGUGAACCAGCUCCUAUAGAUCCCAACCAUGGAUCCUCAGAGCAGGAGAACCAGCUCCCUUCCAACCCUGACCACCCCAACCAGGACAGUAAAAAGGAGGCUCCAGUGGCCUCUAUUCACUUCCUGGCCCAGGCCAUCACACCGGUCAAAGUGUGGCUCAACCACUACCAGUAUGUGGCCCUGCUGCGGAUGAAGGACACCCUGGCCAGGCUGGGGGGCGAGCUGGGCCGGGACACCAGGGAUGCUAAGCAGGCCAGGGGCCAGGAGUCUGAGCCCCCUACGAUGUGCCUAGCCCUCCUAAUGGACUCAGUGGAGCUGGGGCUCCUGCUACCACCUGCAGCCAUGGAGCCAGAGGAGGAGGAGGCCCACACCCCAGGAUCUGAAAGCCCUAGCCUGACAGACUCCGACCUCUCCCCCACUCACCAGGCUACAUCGCCAGGCCCUCUUGAAGACAGUGGGAUAGGAAACGGUACUGCCACCGUCAACAGCUCUCCUCCCAUUGAGCAGGAAGUGGAUGGUGUGGUAGAGGAGGCCAGCGAGGCAGUAGAGGUCAUGGAGGGGGAGACAACCCAGGAGGAUGGUCCUGUCCCCUCUCCUCCCUUCUCCCCUGAACACCAUCCCUCCCUCCUGUCUAGGGACCCCUCUACCUUCAGCCUGGAGGAAGAGCUGUCCAACGCCCUCACCGCAACCAAGGACGUCACCAAAGAUGCCUUUAGUGCCUCACUGGACCUGACUAAAGGGGCGUUCUCCAUCACAAAAGAUGCCUUCAGCUUCAUGAGUCGCGGGGCGGGGAUGAGCAAGCUGUUCACUACACAGGCCAAGGAGCAGCGCCCCGAGGAGGGAUGCCCUAUGGCCAGUCUGCGGCUCCAGUCCAUGAAGCUGUCUCUCUCGCAGUACUCAUUUGACAGCGCCAUCCUGGACGGAAGCCUGCCCGACGACCACCUCUCAGUGGACAGCGACACUAGCGACAACAUUCUCAUGGAUGAGUCAGGAGUAGAGUCCAUGAUGCGCCCCAACAGCACCCUGGGGCCCAUGGACAGUGGAGGCAGCGCUGCCCCGGGGACAGAGGGGGGGUCAUCAGCCGACCUGAGCAGCUCCCUGUCCCAGAGCAUUGAGGACAUCACACAGGACACAGCCUCUGUGUUGUUGCUGGUGCUCAGUGGUAUUGCCUGUGUGGCGGACCUGAAGGGAGAGGACCUGGUGGUGGCAGUGGAGGUCCAGCAUCUCACCUCCAGACAGAUGGGCAACGUAAGGGUCUCUGACCUGCUGGCCAGACAAAUCCCAGGUGGGUCCACCCUGGACCAGAGACAGCGCUGCAGGUCAGCUCCAGUGGUGGGCAUGCGAAUGGAGAUGGGUCCCUCUGCAGCACGGCACGGUCCCCUCUCUGCGUUGGUAGGUCACCUGGAGCUGGGUGUGCAGGGCUGUCGGGCGGAGCUCCUGGCCUCCACCCUGGCUACCCUGGGGCCCUUCCUGGAGGAUGAGCUCAGUGCUGAUGUCCAGCCCAUGAAGAUCCGCCUGGACAAUGUCACCAUCACUCUGAAGGAUGAUGGUCCCAAGAUCUACCCGACGGCCCCCCAGCCCCAACCUGCCACCUUCACCAUAGACCAGGUGGUUCUGGAGCGCUCUGAUGAUGGCUUGUUGAGAAUCAAAGGUGGUGCAGGCCCAGACUCUGCAGGUGGUGCUGUGGUAUGUUUGGAGAAACCAGACAGUUCUUGUUCUGUUCAACCACAGCAGAGCAAGAGUCCGUCCCUGGGGUCCCAGCUAUUGGAGGCUCAGUUGGCCCUCUCUCAAGCCCUCACUGACCGAGAACGUCUCCUCCUGGAGGUCAGGAAGUACGACCCCAUGUUUGACCUGUGACCUCUUUACUCCCCCGACCAGCAGAGGGCGAUAUACUGACACUGCGUCAAUAAGGGAGUAAAGGAACUGAAUGAAAUGUCUGGACCCAGGCAUAUGACAAUUUGUAAACAACAAAGAUGAGCACCCAAUGGUGGAAUCCACUCUGGUAGUUCGACAGCUCAAGCUCUUGUAAUGAAUUGUACAAACAGUGUGUCACUUCCAGAGAACACAUAGGGGGCCCUUGUAUUAACAAGAAGCCCCACUGGAGUCACUCUUUACACUCUGAGGUACAUAACAGGUACUAUUUUCAUCUGACAAUCUAAACGUGUUCCCUUCUGCUGUACAAAAGCAGUUUUAAUUUAAACCACCAUAGAGAAUACUCAUUGUUGGGCUGCAACUCAAUGGCCAUUUAUCUUUGAUUUGAAGAACACGUGCCAAAAUGUGUCUUAUA